CGGGCGAGAGCGUCGGAGGGAAGAAGCAAGGAAGCUGGUUCCGGGCUGGGGAGGAGGGUUUCAGAGGGGAGAUACUGAAAGUACAGCUGGAAGAGGAAGAUGCCGAGUACAGAUCUUCUGAUGCUGAAGGCCUUUGAGCCCUACUUCGAGAUUCUGGAAGUAUAUUUCACAAAGGCCAAGAAUUAUGUAAAUGGGCAUUGCACUAAGUAUGAGCCCUGGCAGCUAAUUGCAUGGAGUGUCGUGUGGACCCUGCUAAUAGUCUGGAUAUAUGAGUUUGUCUUCCAGCCAGAGAGUUUAUGGUCAAGGUUUAAAAAGAAAUGCUUUAAGCUCAUCAGGAAGAUGCCUAUUAUUGGUCGAAAGAUCCAAGAUGAAUUGAACAAGGUCAAGAAUGACAUUAGCAAGAACAUGUCAUUUCUGAAAGUGGAUAAAGAGUAUGUGAAAGUUCUGCCUUCUCAAGGUCUGAGCCCAUCUGCAGUUCUGGAGAAGCUCAAGGAGUACAGCUCUAUGGAUAUCUUCUGGCAAGAAGGGAGAGCCUCUGGCGCAGUGUAUAAUGGGGAGGAGAAGCUCACCGAGCUCUUGGUGAAGGCUUAUGGCGAUUUUGCAUGGAGUAAUCCAUUGCAUCCUGAUAUCUUCCCAGGACUACGGAAGAUAGAGGCAGAGAUUGUGAGGAUAGCUUGUUCCCUGUUCAAUGGGGGGCCAAAUUCCUGUGGAUGUGUGACCUCUGGGGGGACAGAAAGCAUACUGAUGGCCUGCAAAGCUUAUCGGGACCUGGCCUUAGAGAACGGGAUCAAAACUCCAGAAAUUGUGGCCCCCCAAAGUGCCCAUGCUGCAUUUAGUAAAGCAGCCCAUUAUUUCGGGAUGAAGAUUAUACGGGUUCCACUGAACAAAAUGAUGGAGGUGGAUGUUCGGGCAAUGAGAAGAGCCAUCUCCAGGAACACUGCCAUGCUCGUCUGUUCCACCCCACAGUUUCCUCACGGUGUGAUAGAUCCUGUCCCUGAAGUGGCCAAGCUGGCUGUCAGAUACAAAAUACCUCUUCAUGUAGACGCUUGUCUGGGGGGCUUCCUCAUCAUCUUCAUGGAGAAAGCAGGAUACCCACUGGAGCAACCAUUUGAUUUCCGGGUGAAAGGUGUGACCAGCAUUUCAGCGGACACCCAUAAGUAUGGCUAUGCCCCCAAAGGCUCUUCAGUGCUGUUAUACGGUGACAAGAAGUACAGGAGCUUUCAGUUCUUCGUUGAUCCAGAUUGGCAGGGUGGCAUCUACGCUUCCCCAACCAUUGCAGGCUCAAGGCCUGGUGGCAUUAGUGCAGCCUGCUGGGCUACCUUGAUGCACUUCGGUGAGAGCGGCUAUGUUGAAGCUACCAAACAGAUCAUCAAAACUGCUCGCUUCCUCAAGUCAGAACUGGAAAAUAUCAAAGGCAUCUUUGUUUUGGGGAAUCCUCAGUUGUCAGUCAUUGCUCUGGGUUCCCGUGAUUUUGACAUCUACCGACUAUUUAACCUGAUGACUGCUAAGGGGUGGAACUUGAACCAGUUGCAGUUCCCAUCCAGUAUUCACUUCUGCGUCACGUUGGUACACACCCGGAAGCGUGUAGCCAUACAGUUCCUAAAGGACAUCCGGGAAUCUGUCACUCAGAUUAUGAAGAACCCUAAAGCAAAGACCACAGGAAUGGGUGCUAUCUACGGCAUGGCCCAAACCACCGUCGACAGAAACCAGGUAGCAGAGUUGUCCUCCAUCUUCUUGGACAGCCUUUUCAGCACAGACACUGUAACUCAGGGCAGCCAGAUGAAUGGCACUCCAAAACCCCGCUGAGCCCGCACCCUUUCGAGCCCCGAGGAACUUCUGGCUUCAGAAGGUUCUAGGGGUGUUGAAGAGGCCACACAGUUUCAACAUCUGGUCUUGCUCCAUAGAGCACAGGAAGACCGACCACGAGACAGCUCGAUCCUCAGAACUCUUGUUCCUCCUUUCAGCAUCCUUUUGUGUUUUUUUUCAUAUGAAGACCCUGGAGGAUUCCAUUACGUAAUUAUUUUGCCCUUGGUUUAAAUGGCAUCCUAGGAAUUGUUUUAACCAUUUCCUUCUCUAACCUCUCUAACUUUCAACCUCACUGAAUCGUGUGGCAGUUCUGACCUGUCCUGAUUUCUUAGGGAAGCUGGGAUACAGUUUAUGAGAUAGAAAAAGGUUUUCCUUGGUAUCUCAGGCAGAUUGGAUGGUCACAUGGGAAGCAGUCACAUAACACGUUUCCUCCAGUGAGUGUGAGGUAUACUCUAAGCAGGAGGCUUUUUCAGCCUGGCUCUUUGAGUAAUUUAGUUGUUUCUCUUGGACUGACUUUUAUUGUAACUCAUUUUAUUUUUCCAGGACAUGACUGACCAGGCCAUUGUUGCUAUUAUGCAGGAUAGCAGUGGUCAGCCUGUCAAGGCAGGGUAUGGAGUGGUCCAUUGUCCUCUUCUGGAGUGCAGUCCUUAUUUGAUACUUGGUUGCCACCAUCUUUGGAGAUUCUUAUUUGAAAUUGUGCUCUCACCGGUUUGUUCUUGUUUCCGUGGGCUAGGAAAAGAAUGUGGUUCCCAGAGGAUGUAGGACUUCCUGGUCCUAGUGCUGCCUCUGAACUGGCAGUGUUCGGAGCACACGUGAGCCCUCUCCGGAGCUGAAGAUGAUCAGAAACCAGACCUUUUCCUACACUUUUCUGAGUAAUCAGAGUAGGAUGAGCACCCAGAUGCAAAUAUAUGUCACCAAAGUUGGUGUGGUCCUCCCCUCACCCACUGCUUUAAGCCAUCGUGUAUGAGACUCAAAGCACCUUCACAAGUUGCCUUGAUUUACCCUAGAUGGUGCAAGGAGGGCGUCAGAGAGCCCCCAAGGCAAGGAAAAAUUUCUCUCUCCAUUAGUGUGUUCUUCCUGCCUUCUCCCCAUUUAUUCAGCUCCCAAAGGUACUAUGGCAGUUUAGCCUCAGGUACUGGACGCUUCUCAGCCCUGGCUAGGAUGAGAUAAACAUUUUGGAAUAGGAAACCAUAAUGGUGUCAGUUGUAGCCUAGAGUCUGGGAUUUCUCCAUAAGACUAGUUGCUCAGGGUGGUGCAGGGACAGGACCAAACCCUGCACCCACUUCCUACCCUCUUCUUCCCUGCAUGGGGCCAGGACCUAGGUUGAGCCACUGUCCUAAUGAUGACAUAUCUCGUGUGUGCCUUUUUCCUCAGCAGGGAGCAGUGGUAGGCUAUUCCUAACCCAGGCCAUGGUGGGGGUGGGGGAUGGAUCAGUCUUUGAGAUUUUUAUUUGGUUAAGGGAAUACUUAGGAUAAGUCAGGAAAAACUUCUCUGUUCCAUUACCCUUCUCAGGGACUCUUGAAUAUUCAGCCUCUUUAGGCUAGCAUCUUCUCGCCUCCCUCACUGGUAUGCUGGUGGCCAAGAAAGCCAAGACAACCAGAUGUUUCCCCGAGCUCCUUACCACUUUUGUCUGAACUGUUCUUUAGCACUGUACUUCCUACAUAAAACUGUGACUGGGCAUGUCUUUGCAGGGCUGGUGUGUAUGUGUGUUUCCUCCUGUCCAUUGUGGGUUCCAAGAAUGGUUGGGUGCUGUGUGCGUGCGUGCGUAUGUGUGUGUGUUAGAGGGAGAAACUCAGAUCUUUUGGACUUGGGGGUAAUGUUCCCUCCAGUUGCUGUGAACUGGUGGGUACCUCUUGAGAAGAGGUGUGGUUAGAGCUGUACAUGAAUUGUCUCUUGCGUCUCCAGUGCAUUCAUUAUGUUGGAGGAAGUCCAGGGACCCCAGACCCACCCAGCAGGCACCACUGUGGUUUGUCAGCUGCUAAAAUGGAGAAGCAUGUGCCCUACAGAGUGUUCUAUUGCUUCUUUUGUCUCCCGUGACCUUCCUCUGUUCUGUGACAACAUUGCUGCCCAGGGUGGGGUAGGGUUGGUGAUGGUGGGGGUACUUUUCAAAGGGACCUACUGUAGCCACUUUAAUUUAUGAUCAUGAGCCUUAGUUUGACUUAACUCUUGUGGGCUUUCCAAUCUGUGUGUAUCUGCACGUAGUAACACCCAGUCUCUAGCAGAGGUGGCUGGAAUGUCUAGGUGAUAUCACGUUGCUAGCAGAUGUCACAAACUCUGCAAAAACUGUACUGUCUUGUUUCUGCAUUAGAAGUAAGUAGUCCCCUGUACAUACUACCAUGACACUUUUAAUAUUGUUUAAUACUUGGAAAAUGGUACUUGUCCCCUUUAAAUCUUUUGUCUUUAACCAACCCCUUCACCUAAUUGCAGCAAUAAUCUCUUAAAAAGCAAUUAAGUAAUUAAAUGUCCCAAAUCAUAA
Molecule: messenger RNA, 4282 nt
Organism: Pteropus alecto (black flying fox)
Lineage: Eukaryota; Metazoa; Chordata; Mammalia; Chiroptera; Pteropodidae
Gene: SGPL1
Product: sphingosine-1-phosphate lyase 1
Exons: 15
Coding region: 100-1806 (568 amino acids)
Biological process (GO): carboxylic acid metabolic process; sphingolipid catabolic process
Cellular component (GO): endoplasmic reticulum
Molecular function (GO): sphinganine-1-phosphate aldolase activity; pyridoxal phosphate binding
Source: RefSeq, a predicted model, not a curated record